AUGUCGGCACCACUCUCCCGAGCAGCAGGCCAAUUGGCGGCCAAGAGACUCUUCUCCUCGACAGCCCGCACAAACUCUGUGCAUGCUAGCGCAUCUUCAGAGCUACGAGCUCUUUUCAAGAAGAGCACGACCGAGUCCCAGCCCACAGACUGGGGUAGAAUCUUCAAGGCGCGUGCCGGCACAUUGGUAAUUUACUCAGCUGGUAUGACCACUGUUCUGGGGUGGCCAUUGGCGGCCGCGUGGGCACUAGACGGCAGAAUGUAG
Truncatella angustata is the source of this 264-nucleotide messenger RNA. RefSeq lists its product as uncharacterized. The coding region runs from base 1 to 264 and encodes 87 amino acids. The transcript is spliced from 2 exons. The record is from RefSeq and is a predicted model, not a curated record. Lineage: Eukaryota; Fungi; Ascomycota; Sordariomycetes; Amphisphaeriales; Sporocadaceae.